Lottia gigantea (owl limpet) is the source of this 570-nucleotide messenger RNA. RefSeq lists its product as hypothetical. NCBI's taxonomy places the organism in Eukaryota, Metazoa, Mollusca, Gastropoda, Lottiidae. The coding region runs from base 1 to 570 and encodes 189 amino acids. The record is from RefSeq and is a predicted model, not a curated record. The transcript has a single exon.
AUGUCAUCUGAUAUGGAGUUAUCUGACUCAAUUUUUGCACAGGCGGAGAAAAAGUUGAAACUGAAAGAUUUAUGUGAUGUUCAAAUAAAUCAAGACUUGGCAUCUUUGAUAAAUAACUGGUUCAGAGAUGGUGUAGAUGAUGAUAGGUAUAACGAAUUGAUAAACUGUGAGUCUUUAGUGACGGCUAAAACUAAUCAAUUAGUGUGGGAUUUUCUUAGCCAGUAUACACGUACGAUGGACAAGCGAAUACAGAAUGCUCAAACUUCCAUUAUUAAAGGAGCAGUUUCGUUGUCUAAAAUUACUGACACUCUUGGUAGUGGACAAUCUAUGGAUGUGAAUCAUGUUCUGAAACAAGCAAUGGAGUCCCUAGCUCUUUUUGGACAUGCCAAUAAACAAUUAUGUUUUAUUCGUAGAGACAUGAUGAAACCCGAUAUGAGGGGCGAGUAUUUACAUCUAUGUAGUCACACAGACAUUCUGUUUGGUGAUGAUGUUUCCAAAACUGUCAAGGAUAUAUCUGAUUGCUCUCGUAUAAGUAACAAGAUUGGUGCUUUUCAAGGCCGCGGAGGAUGA